Molecule: messenger RNA, 707 nt
Organism: Cuscuta europaea
Lineage: Eukaryota; Viridiplantae; Streptophyta; Magnoliopsida; Solanales; Convolvulaceae
Source: the annotation of a GenBank genome assembly
CGGCUUUCCCAUUAUUCUCACAUGGUAUUGACUAUUGAGUCUAACCUAAUAUUUUUUCUCCCCUAAGAUUUCUGCCGCACACCUGCGCGGCUGCGCCUCCUCCAUGGAGUCAGCCGCAGCUCUGGACUCCACCAGCGGUUCUUCCAUCGCUGCCGUACCUCCAACGGCGUCGGUAAACAUCACUCCCACCACUGCUAUGACGACGCCACCGUUUUCCCCUUCCUCCCUUCUUGUCAAUUUUUCCGGCGGAGCUAUUACUUCAUCGAUUCAGAGGCCAGAGUCGUCAACCUUGUUCUCUAAUUUUCCUCCGCCGCCAUUCUUCCCGACGGCAGAAAACUAUUCCCUGUUUCAGUCUAUGCCACCUAGGCCUACUACGCAACCGGCUGUGCAUCGAUCUGGUGAAACUGAUUAUUCACCUGCGCCGCCUGCUUCCCCUUCUUCGGCUCUACUUUCUCCAGCACGCUAGGCGUAAUUAGGGAUGGACUAAACCGGGCCGGCCCGACCCAGAACCGGCCGGCUCGUUACUGUUUCGGCCCGGACCGGACCGGGACCGGUUGGCCGGUUCCGAGCUUUUAGCCUGUUUGGGCAGGUCGGGCAGGCCGGCCUCGGGCCCAACUUUUGGUGAACCGGCCCGGGCGGUUCGGGCCGGGGCCGGUUCAAAAUUUUUUUGUUUUUUCAAUUUUUUUUGCUUUUCUGGGUUAGGGUUG